Messenger RNA from Eurytemora carolleeae, 1122 nucleotides. Its product is annotated as stomatin-4. Lineage: Eukaryota; Metazoa; Arthropoda; Copepoda; Calanoida; Temoridae. The transcript is spliced from 13 exons. Gene Ontology annotation, cellular component: plasma membrane. The coding region runs from base 184 to 1122 and encodes 312 amino acids. The record is from RefSeq and is a predicted model, not a curated record.
AUAUGCACAUAAUUUGCCAUGUAAAUGGAAGGAUAGGGGGACCCCUAGCUUCGUGGGGAUACCUGGCUAAUUAUCUUUUUAUUUGGCAGAUAUAAACAAUAAAUCUGGACGUUAGUAAAGAGAUUAUACUAUUAAGAAUGCUAGAGCUUGAAAGGGAUACAAUUCAAAACUUGAAUCAACAGUAUGAACGGUGAUAGAACUAGGGUUGGGAGAUCAUACCUUUCAUCAGCAUCAUCUCAAUCCCUCUGUCAGGUGAUUGAGCAGCAGGAGCCCUUAAGCUCUAGUUCAGGAACUACAGGAUCUGAUCUUGACUCCGAUGAUGCUGGAUCAGAAUAUUCACCAAGCGAACCAGAGGAGAAGAUAGAAGAUGAGGGUGAGGAGGAUGGGGGAGGAGGGGAUGACAAUGAAGGAGAAGGAAUGGAUAAGUUUGAUGAUGGAAAAUGUAGAAAACAAAUUCAACAGUUGUGUGAAGACCUGAAAGACAAGCUGGAGUACUCUGAUAGUGGUGAGUUUCAUGCCCCCGGACUGUGUGCUUUUUUACUCUCAUUGGUCUCUCUUCUUCUAGUUCUAGCAACUAUGCCUUUAUCCCUCUACAUGUGCAUUAAGGUUGUCCAGGAAUAUGAGCGAGCAGUUAUUUUUAGAUUGGGACGUCUGGUUCGAGGGGGAGCUAAGGGUCCCGGAAUUUUCUUUAUCUUGCCUUGCAUAGACACGUAUAAAAAGGUUGAUCUAAGAACUGUGUCCUUUGAUGUGCCGCCACAAGAGGUUCUCUCGCGUGAUUCUGUGACAGUAACAGUGGAUGCUGUGGUCUACUACAGAGUAUCUAACCCUACUAUGGCCACAAAUAAUGUGGAAGAUUAUGGUCAUUCCACGCAUCUUUUAGGAGCUACCACACUUAGAAACGUGUUGGGAACUAAAUGUUUGGCAGAAAUACUCUCUGAGCGUGAAGAAAUCUCUCAUUGGAUGGAAACUACUCUUGAUGAGGCAACCGACCCUUGGGGAGUUAAAGUAGAACGAGUCGAAAUAAAAGAUGUUCGUUUACCGGUGAUUUUACAAAGAGCUAUGGCAGCAGAAGCAGAAGCAGCUAGAGAAGCCAGAGCUAAGGUAUCUAUUGGAAGUUUUUGA